AUGGCUCUGUCCUAUGUUAAUUCUCCAGAACUUGCAUUCAAAGUCAUCGAAGAAUACGAAAUUAAGACUAACAGCCAAUUUGUUCAUUACAGUGGGCCAUCACCAAAGAGAUUUGGUUCAUCAGACUGGAAAGUUUCAAACAAAAAAAUCAGGUGGCAGCAACGAACUGAUACUUCAUUUGGACGCCUAGAGUUUGAUGGGGUGCCCUUUAUGACCUAUAGUGAACUCAUCCUGGAUUGUCGCCACGGGCCUGACAGGAAUAAAGCCCUUAAGGCGAAACUAGCUGCCGCUAAAGCUAAAAAGAUUGAGGUUGAUUCCAAGAAUGCUCGGAGAAAUCAAUCCACAAAACUGAGAAAUGAUAUAAUGAAUGGAAAGGACGUUGUCGCAGAAAAGCGUAUAUACGUCUACCUUCCAGAUGAAACAGAGCAUACAAACCAUCCAGUUGGAAAGGACGCUGGCUUUCAUCAACAGCUCGAUCAUAGGGUGAUAGAGCAUAUCCAACACUUGGUUGCGGAAGGAGUGACAGACCCCCAGGAAAUGAGACGUCACAUAGAAAUAUAUGUCAAGGGUUAUCCCUUUCAGCUGGAUGGAGAGCAGCGACCAGAUAGAUCGAAUAGGAGGUUUUAUCCAUCUAUCGUAGACAUCCGAGGCCACAUGUAUCGUGCGCUCGUAAAACUUCGCUUUUCCAAGAUAGAUCAGGAGAACUUUCGAAGAAUCGUGGAAUCCUGGAAAGACAAUUCUGAUGACAGCUUCUUUUUUCGCCCCUACAAAAAAAGGUUAGACAUCGAUUUCGAGACAGCAAACAUCACAGAUGACACUUUCACCGACGACAUAACUAUCAACCAGAAGACUUCGGAAGAAAGACUUCUGUUCGUUCACCAAACACAAUGGCAAAAAAGACUUUUAUCGACUUACGGGAAUGAACUAUUCUUAUUGGAUGCCACGUACCGUGUGACAAAAUAUUCUUUGCCAUUGUUCUUCUUAGUUGUGCGUACCAAUGUAGACUACCAGGUAGUUGCGUCAUUUGUGAUACAGGACGAAACCACAGAAGCUAUUUCAGAAGCUCUAGCCAUGGUCAAGUCUUGGAAUCCUAGUUGGCAGCCCAAAAACGCCAUGACAGACAACUGCGACGAGGAAAUAAAGGCAAUCGAAUCCGUGCUUCCAGGAUGUAGCGUGCUGCUUUGUGAUUUCCAUCGUGAACAAGCGUGGCUAAGGUGGCUUAGAAAAUCAUCAAACGGCAUGUCUGAAAAAAGAGCAGAGAUCUUAGCCCGAUUCAGGAAAAUUGCACAAGCUUUAACCGAAGUCGAAUACCACGCUGCAGUUGCAGACCUUAAGAGAAGUCGUGUCUGGCAGGACGACAAGAGCAAGAAGCUAAGGCAGUGGUUUGAAGGAACCUGGCUUAAAGUUCAUAAGAGAUGGGUAAAGGCUUUCCGUGCACACAGACUGCUUUCCUUUGUUAACACAAACAACGGUGUAGAAAGGCAGAAUAGGACGUUCAAAUAUAAUUAUCUUAGGCAGUGCAGCCGUAACAGCCUCAGCACCAUGGUGAAGGUCCUUGUGGAACGUUUUCUGCCAGACAGAUACAAAGAAGGAUACAUAAAAAAGAACAAUACCUAUGCUGGAUAUUAUAGGAAGUAUGAUGCCACAGUUCCCUCUUAUCUACAGAAUCGCCCAGAGUUUUUUACUAAACAUUGUAUGGGAAGAAUAGCCAGUGCAUCCUAUCUUGAGGACAGGGAAGAAGCCAUUUUUGUGGUUGGUCCUGGCAAGUAUCAAAUACAAAGUGAGACCAAACAUGGAUAUUGGCACACUUUCACCUUUGGAACUGGAGAGGUUGCACCAUCUUGUACUUGCCAGGACUGGCAAUUAAAUGGCUUGCCAUGCAAGCAUUUGUUUGGUUUAUUAUGUUUCAAAGGUGAGAGCUGGGACCAGCUACCAGCCAACUACAGGAACUCCCCGUUUUUUACUAUAGAUGAAGAGGUCCUGUUUAAAUCGACAAAGAUCACACCAAAUAACACAGAUCCGGGUAACUAUGAAGUGCAUGUAAAUGUGCCAUCUUCUAAUUUGCCAGAAAUCCCAACACCAAUGUUCCCCAAACAAACAGAACUUUCCCAGUGCCAUGAUCUUUUAGCACAAAUUAAGUCAAAAACCUAUUUAGUUACAGAUGGUGAAGCCAUCCGCCACACAAAUGAAAAGUUGAAAACAAUCCUUCAGAAGUUACAGGAGUCAAUUUCAAAUGAAAGUGGGGUUGAUUUACGGCCCAGUCCUGCCAAAAAGCGACGACUGCAACUCAAGAAAAAGCCAGGCACAAAACCUGAAGCCAAAGAAUGUGUUCAGUCACAUUUACCUAUUAGACCAGGGAAAAGAUGCGUACAGUCAGGAAGAGUCGGGCAUAAAGCGGAGAUGAUGAAAAGACAAAAUGGGAUAAACUUGGCUCUUUCAGGAGACACAGUUGAAUGCCAUGUUGUCCAAGAGGAACAAGUGUUGGACAACUUCAACUGUCAGGAGCCAAUUGUGUUAACCUCCAGUGCCGUGCUUUCUAGCAGGAAAGCCCCAAAAGCUAAAUCAUCUAUGCCUACCAGCUCUGUUGUCCAAUCCAACCACAGAAGCACCACUGUUCACUCUACCAAAUCCAAUAUUGUAACUCCCUCUUUUAAGAAAAACACCAUCUUUGAGGAAAGUAUCAAACCCUCUGUCAUUUACAAAGACUCCAACAUGGAGUCAACCAACAUAACUCUGGGAAAAUAUAAAUCCCACCACAUAACAUACGAUAGCAUUUCAUCUAUAAAUGGGAUGCUUACUGAUGAAGUAAUUGACAGUUAUCUUGAUCUUAUCAGUUGCAGAAGUGCCAUUGGUAAGAAGUAUUAUGAAAAGAAGGAAGGUGCCAGUAAAUUCACGUUUUUUAAUUCACUGGGAGAGACAAGACAGGAAAAAGAAGUCAUCACAAGAAACUGGGGCAACUUCUCAAGAAUGAAAGACAUCACGUGUCAGUAUGUGACCAUUGACCACGACAAACAACAAGAUGGAUACACUUGUGGUCUUUGGUGCAUUCAUGCAGUGGAGCACCUAUUGAAAUAUGGCCUAAGCAAAACCCCAAGGAUCUCCCAGCCGGACUUUUUAGCACUCAGACUAAAUGUAGCCACACUGAUUUUAAGAAAUAUUGUAGUUGCAGACAAGAGGCAAUUCAAAGUAAUGCCUGUUGGGCAGAAGAUUAAAUUAACUUUUGAAUAGUGCAACACUUGUGACAGUUUUUGUUAUGUACAGACACAGAUUGGUUAAUUUUUCUGGAAGUUAUGCAGUUUCCUUUUGUGAAGUAAAAUUGUUUACAUAUUGACAUUUUCAAGGUGUGACUUUGAACUUCCAUGGGCCUGAAGGCCUCUG
This is a messenger RNA of Lingula anatina, 3378 nucleotides long. RefSeq lists its product as uncharacterized. The record is from RefSeq and is a predicted model, not a curated record. Gene Ontology annotation, molecular function: zinc ion binding; DNA-binding transcription factor activity. Lineage: Eukaryota; Metazoa; Brachiopoda; Lingulata; Lingulida; Lingulidae.